This is a messenger RNA of Neltuma alba, 882 nucleotides long. Its product is annotated as (3S,6E)-nerolidol synthase 1, chloroplastic-like. Gene Ontology annotation, molecular function: terpene synthase activity. The coding region runs from base 1 to 882 and encodes 293 amino acids. The record is from RefSeq and is a predicted model, not a curated record. Lineage: Eukaryota; Viridiplantae; Streptophyta; Magnoliopsida; Fabales; Fabaceae. Gene Ontology annotation, biological process: terpenoid biosynthetic process. The transcript has 4 exons.
AUGGCUCUUUUUCUUCGCUUACUUGCUUCAGCAAAGAGAGCAAACCCAUUUUCUCUCCAAGAAUCUACAAAUCUUAGAAGAAUGCCAAACCAUAAAUGGAAUAUUGCCCAGGAAGAUAACCUGUCUUAUUCUGCAUCCUUAGCACAAAGCAGACUCAUGACUCAUAAUACAGCAUAUAUGGAUGAUGUUCAUAUCAAGCAUGCAAGGAAACUGAAAGAAGCCAAGCAUGUUUUGAUGAGCAAAGUGACGGAGGAAGGAAGGGAAGUUUUUCGCAUGAUUGAUGCUAUCCAAAGGCUUGGCAUUGAGUACCUCUUUGAAGAGGAGAUUGAAGAAGCUCUACAAAAGAAAUCAUCCAUGGUUUCUAAGCUAUACUGUAGUAGUGAUCGAGAACUGUUGGAUGUAGCACUUCAAUUUCGUUUAUUGAGACAGCAAGGAUACUUUGUUCAUGAAGACGUAUUUAACACCUUCAUGGACAAGGAAGGGAAUCUCGGAGAAAACAUUAGAGCAGAUAUCAUGGGGCUUCUCGAAUUGCAUGAAGCCUCUCAGCUCAGUGUAGAAGAUGAGAACAAUCUCGACGAAGCAGGAGAAAAAAGCCGGAAUCUUCUUGCUGCAUGGCUGCUGUCUGGAAAUCAAGAUCCUCGUCUGGCCAAACAUAUCUCAGGUGCAUUGCAGCUUCCUUUUCACAAAAGCUUGCCCAGGUUUUCACACAGAAGAUUUUGUUCGAAUGAUUUCCAGUUCCAAGUGAAUAAGAGCUGGAUUCACGCUUUACAAGAGUUAGCCAAUUAUGAUUCCUGCAUAGUUACGUCCGUGCACCGGGAGGAAUUCGUUCAGAUGGUGGAAGGACCUUGGACUGAACAAGGAGUUGAAGCUUGCGAGGGAUGA